GGGUGCCUGUGAUGAGUCGCCUUCGCCUCUUUUCGCCAUCGCCCAUUUGAUGAGGCGUGUUCAUCGGAGUGAAGUCGAUGAUCAGUGUAAGAUUGUUUUGGGUUUGGCAUCUGUUAUUUACAUCCCUUGUCUUACGAGGCGGGUCAAAGUCUUGAAGUAACAUAUUUCGCUUUCCUUUACCUCUCGAUGUCGUUUCAAGCGCUGCCAUAUGUUAUUUCGACGGACAUAUUGUCCGUCAAAGAGGUGUUUCACGAGUCAAGUGUAGCGGAUUCCGUGGUGAGGCGUGUGCAGUGGCGUGCGUAGAUAUGUACAGGCAGACUUCUAGGACUCACUGGGACUUGGCAGGAAACGACGGGAGAGAGUCCAGUCACGGCGUGGAUGUAGUGUGAGAAAGAAACCAUUGGCGAUGAAGGUGCAUGAGAGAGCGGUCGCGUGUCUCAGCCGGUGAGUCUCGAGGCAAGGGGAAAGUAGGUGAAGUUCCACCGUACACUUCGAUUUCGCAAAGCACACACAGACAGACACACACACACACACACACACACACACAGAGAGAGAGAGAGAGAGAGAGAGAGAGAGAGAGAGAGAGAGAGAGAGAGAGAGAGAGAGAGAGAGAGAGAGAGAGAGAGAGAGAGAGGAUGGCGUCGAUGUCGGCGGGGGUGAAGCUGAAGGCGCUACAGUCGCUACCUUCGAAUAAGGUUUGCGUGGAUUGUAGUCAGAAGAAUCCGCAAUGGGCAUCGGUAACGUACGGAGUAUUUUUGUGUUUGGAUUGUUCGGGAAAGCAUCGGGGUCUCGGUGUGCAUAUCAGUUUCGUGCGUUCCGUGACGAUGGACUCUUGGUCACCUAUACAAUUGAAAAAGAUGGAGGUCGGUGGCAACGCUGCCCUGAACGAGUUUUUUGCCCAAUAUGGUAUCGCCAAGCAGACGGACACUGUGGCGAAGUACAAUUCAAGGGCAGCUGAAGUGUACAGGGAGAAGAUUCAGGCAGCUGCUGAGGGGCGACCAUGGACCGCGCCUCCCAUAGAGCGCUCGUCGGGAGCUGCGGUCGGAAGCGGAAAUGCGGGUACGGCUUCCGCGGGGGCGCGCUCUGGCAGUGGCGGUGGGAACUGGGAUGACUGGGGCGAGUUCACAAGCGCCGCCGGGGCGGACCGAUCGUCUAUGCGCCGAAACCACUCUGAGGAGUUUGGCCACGCACGGGGCGCGGGAGCAGGCGCGGGCGCGGGCGCGGGCGCGUCCAGGUUUGAUGGCAUGGGAGCCCGCGCUUCUUCGUACGGGGAUCUUUCAUCUGGAAGUGGAGCGGGGGGAGGAGGGCAGGCAGCAGCCGGCGGAGGAUACUCUCGCGCGCAAUUGGAAUCUUCGGCAGCCAAUAAAGAGUCCUUUUUCUCGCGGAAGCAGUCGGAGAACGCUCUCCGACCAGAGGGGGUUCCUCCAAGUCAGGGAGGGAAGUAUGUCGGUUUCGGCUCUGCACAUAGUCGCCCCCCUGCUUCUAAAGGUCCUUCCGUAGGAGGUGAUCUCGUCAAAGAUACCCUUAGUGUUGUAUCUCAGGGAAUAAGCCGUUUGGGUGUUGUGGCUACGUCAACGGCUCAAGUCGCGACUAAUGUUGUUCAAGCGGGUACUCGAGAGAUUGCGACGAAGGUUCGCGAGGGUGGCAUUGAUCAAAAAGUUGGUGAAGGAGUUCAAGUUCUGGCUGCCAAGACGACGGAGCUAAGUCAGAGAGGCUGGGGUGUAAUGAAGGGGGUUUUUAGCAUGGCAGCCUCGACGGUUGAGAACUAUGCGAAGGAGGCUGGGGUGAAACCGCCAUUCAGUUUCAGCAACGGCUCUUUCCUUCAGUCCGGCAUGGGCAGCAGUCCUGCGUCGCAUAGCACUGGUGACGGUGGGCGGUACGGUAGCAGCCACGGAACAGGUGCGAGUGGUGGUGACAGUGGAAGGGGGAAGGGUGGUGGUUAUUCCUCGGAAUAUGGAGAAGAGUGGGGUGCAGAUAAUGAUGAGUGGGCUUCUGGAGGUAAUUUCAAUGGGCCCGGUCGAGGUUCUGGAGCGACCACCACGGGGGCAAAGGUAACUUCAAGCAGCAGUCUUCUGGAUGUUGAUGGAAAAGCUAGAGAUGAGAGCAAGGCAUCAGGUGAAACAUGGACCGGGUGGGAUGUUGCUGACCAAGAAGGUAAUGGCGCCGAUGUCUCAAGAGCAUCCAGUGGGAAAGGCUGGGAUGCGUGGGGUGAUAAUUCGGGGGAGUGGACAGGUGGAGGCUUCAAGUAAGAUAGCAGCUCUUAGGAAAAGAGGAGGGGAUGGAGGUUGUUCAACAAGGAAAGAGGGGUGGAAAAGCGGAGGGGAUGGAGGGGUUGCAAGAAGGUUGGGAGAAGGCUGCAAGAAGUUUGGAUGUGGUCACGAGAGUAAAAGGAGGAGGGUGGACACUGGACAGAGGUUCCUCUUGUUUUUGAUUUAUGUAGUGUGACCUGAUUUCAGUCACAAACGCUGAACUCGCUUUGGGCUAUUUCACUUUGCUUUGGACAACAUGGGGCGGUCUGAAGGGUGAAUGUCUUUCUGCCUCUUGGAGUUGUUGCUGGCAGAGUUCGGGCAUGUACAGGGGAUAGCUGUUCAAGAUCAAUUAUCUGAUGUUGGCGAAAGGUUGUUGCGGGGGUCUUCUAUUUUCUUUUUAAUACGAGGUGAGAGGCUUCGCUUGGCGCGGUUCGAUGACGUCUCUGCCGCUUUUUUUUUUUUUUUUUAAUGUGUACUUUGUUAGACGCGAAGUGCAUGGAGUAUGGAGUUGUGGGCGUGCUUGCGGACCAAUAAGCGGACAAGGUUCAUCGUUGGUAGGCAGAUCGGCGCUGGGCCAAUCUUCUUCUUGUGAGCAAGGUCCUCGGCCGCCGAUUUGCUACUUGUGAUGAAGGUUGUCAGCCUGCUGAUGUGCAGGCUGCUUUCCAUCAGUCGAUUUCCAUCUGUGGGCUUCCUCCUGAGUGAGGAUGCGGGUUUUAGACUUUUAUCGUGGGUGGGUUGGUGGUCGGUUAUUUGGAGAAGUGGACUGUUUGUCCGUCCUCUCGCUGAGAAUUCGUUUCUUCCAUGCAGGCUAGAGUUGUGUAUUCAUGUGCCGUGCACACUCGAUUCGGAAUAAGGCUUUCUGUUGCUGAAGAAGAGCUUUCUAUAAUAUCUGGCCACGUGUCUAUUUCUUUGGCUGAUGAUUGCUCUGCCAGAUGAUGCUCGUGCCGGUGUUCUUUUCAUGUUUGCGGUGUUUUAUGUGAUUGUCAAUGUCAUGCUCCAGAAUUAUUGAAAUCGAAGAAGAUGGUGUGGGGGGCUGGGAGCAGUUCUGGACGUAUGCUGUAUAUGGCUUGAUGAUGAAAUGGAUUCUAUUCGUGCGACGUGCUCCACAAUAGCUAGAGACGUUAAUCAGUUCUCUGGGGAGCGCCUGUCUGCUUUGCUGGUAGAGCUGUUUUUAUUAUGUGAAGGGUGUCUGUUUUUCGUUGGCACUGACAUGCUUGGCUGUGAGAUUCUGUUUCACAGGCAGGAGGGAGGGCAAAUGUUCCACAGUUGAAGUCCGUUGUUUAGCUAUUUAAAGGCCAGACCUUCUCUCUCGCUCAUACCAAUCCGCCUUGUGAGUAGAAAUCGCUAUCCACAGUUGAAGUCCGUUGUUUGCCUUGCCCUAUUAGUCGA
Molecule: messenger RNA, 3638 nt
Organism: Chara braunii
Lineage: Eukaryota; Viridiplantae; Streptophyta; Charophyceae; Charales; Characeae
Source: the annotation of a GenBank genome assembly